AUAAAGAGAGAGAGAAAGCAGAUCAUUCUCCUCUCAUCUCUCUUUUUUAUUCAAACCAAUUCGCAUCGCAUUCACCCUACCGUUAGGAGUCUGUCUUCCUUCUCUCUCUCUCUAGAAUCCUUCCAUUUCUCAUGGCAAUCGCCACAGACACGCAGCUUGCACAAAAGGCUUCUACAGAGGCAGCAGCCGAAAAGAAGAGAUGGACACUUAACGACUUUGACAUUGGGAAACCACUCGGAAGGGGGAAAUUUGGUCAUGUUUAUAUAGCUAAGGAAAAGAGGAGCAACCAUAUUGUUGCACUAAAGGUGCUAUUCAAAAGCCAGCUCAAACAAUCACAAGUCGAGCACCAACUUCGCCGAGAAGUGGAAAUACAAAGCCAUCUUAGACACCCAAAUAUCCUACGACUCUACGGUUACUUCUAUGAUCAGAAAAGAGUCUACCUGAUUUUGGAAAAUGCUGCCAAAGGAGAACUCUACAAGGAGUUGCAAAGGUGCAAAUACUUCAGUGAGCGCCGUGCUGCUACCUAUAUUGCUUCAUUAGCGCGUGCUCUUAUAUAUUGUCAUGGGAAGCAUGUUAUUCACAGAGAUAUAAAACCGGAGAACCUUUUAGUUGGUGCACAGGGUGACUUAAAGAUUGCGGACUUUGGUUGGUCUGUGCACACAUUCAAUCGUAGGCAGACCAUGUGUGGUACACUAGAUUAUCUCCCGCCUGAGAUGGUGGAGAGUGCUGAGCAUGAUGCAAGUGUAGACAUAUGGAGUCUUGGUAUUUUGUGCUAUGAAUUUCUCUAUGGGAUUCCUCCAUUUGAAGCAAAAGAACACUCUGACACAUAUAGAAGGAUUUUGCUAGUAGAUUUGAAGUUUCCGCCAAAACCGGUAGUCUCCUCAGCUGCCAAGGAUCUAAUCAGUCAGAUGCUUGUUAGAGAAACUUCAAAGAGAUUGCCUUUACACAAGCUUCUUGAGCAUCCAUGGAUAAUUCAGAAUGCUGAUCCAUCAGGAGUCUACAAGUUUUAAUCAUCAUGUUCAUUAUCAUUCAUUAUCCUCUAUCAAUUAACAUGAUUUCUUAGAAAUGAACGCGGGUGCAAAUGAUAUAUUUUCUUAACAAGAAUCUCCUGUCGUAUCUCUUUUA
This is a messenger RNA of Helianthus annuus (common sunflower), 1125 nucleotides long. Its product is annotated as serine/threonine-protein kinase Aurora-1. The record is from RefSeq and is a predicted model, not a curated record. Gene Ontology annotation, molecular function: protein kinase activity; ATP binding. Gene Ontology annotation, biological process: regulation of cytokinesis; protein phosphorylation; mitotic spindle organization. Lineage: Eukaryota; Viridiplantae; Streptophyta; Magnoliopsida; Asterales; Asteraceae. Gene Ontology annotation, cellular component: spindle pole centrosome; spindle midzone; spindle microtubule. The coding region runs from base 132 to 1010 and encodes 292 amino acids. The transcript is spliced from 9 exons.